AAUUCAUGCCACUUGCAUAAGGUAUCUACGAAUGUUGAAACUGAUCUCUCGAGCUCCUCAUCUCAACCGAACCUCCCAAAUCCCCUGUACAGCAUUGCAGCUGACUCGACUUACGUCCGUCCUGCGUCAAUACUCCGUCCUUCGACCGCACAGCUGCGCAAGCACACCACCAAAGCUCCCAUUCCGAACCCAUCUUCUACACUCUAGAAACCACACUUUCCGGUCCAUCCCAUCUUCUUUCAUACCUGCGUCUCACCGAUCCUACCACAACCCUCCUUCUUCCACCAUGUCCGACGACGCCUCCUACACGUCGUUCCUCGAGAAAGCCAACGCCGACCCCAAAGCCAACAGCAAUACCCACGAACAAGCAUCCUCCACGUCCGAACGACGCACACAAUUCGACCCUACAACCGGCGGGACCACAUCAUCUUCCAACAUCUCGCCCGAAGUCCUGCCCGCCUCGCUCAAGUCCCUCCCCGACAUCACAUACGUGUCCGACACAGACUCGCCGUUCGAGCCCGUCGUGUUUAACUACGCCGACUCCACUCUCCCCAGCAAAUCCGAUUUCGAAAAGUGCCUACACCAUAAACAUCACGACGCCGGAGCCGUCGAGGAAUUGAGCACGCAGGACUUCGAUCCCAGAGGAGAGUACACGGAGAUCAUCGAGCGAGUGGAGAAGGCCGGCAACGGCGCCGGGGUUAAAGUGUUCAGAGUCGAAGUCAGCAAGACGAGGGCAGAGUAUUAUAUUGUCACGGUCGGAGAGAGGAUGUUGAUCGGUGUGGUUGCGAAGGCGGUCGAGAGUUGAUGCUGCAAAACAAAGUGUGAUUAGAAACGGACAAGAGCCACAUAAGUGAUGAAUGAUAUCUGCAUCGACCGACCACGGACGAUGAGCGUCAGGUCUAGACUAAUCAAGUCCCACCCUUGUAUAAUGUGCGUAGCAUGAUACGAUUCACGGCGACACACGCUGAAGAUGGCUUGCAUGUCUGUAUGAGUCGCCCGACGGUGUUGGA
This is a messenger RNA of Exophiala xenobiotica, 1010 nucleotides long. RefSeq lists its product as uncharacterized. The record is from RefSeq and is a predicted model, not a curated record. The transcript has a single exon. Lineage: Eukaryota; Fungi; Ascomycota; Eurotiomycetes; Chaetothyriales; Herpotrichiellaceae. The coding region runs from base 32 to 805 and encodes 257 amino acids.